GAUCGCGUGAGCUCAAAAAAACUUAGCUUUAAUAACUAAGGACACGCCUAUAUUAUAAAAUGGCGUCCAAAUAGUAGGCCACGUUUAAGCACAUGGAGGGAGACACUGUUGAUGUAGAAGAGGAUGGAGGUGGCUAUACUUGGGAAGGAGAGUACGAGAGACCAUGGGAAGCCAUUCAAGAGGAUAUCGAGGGACACAUUUUAGCUCCAGACGAUGAUUUUAUGUACAAAACAAAGCGAAGAAAGUUGUUUAAUCAUGAGAGUGGUGUGAAGCUUGGAAUAAUGAGGCACAUUUUAAUUGUGGUCGAUUCCACUCAAUCAAUGAAUGACAAAGAUCUCAAGCCUAAUAGAUUUACUUGCACUAAAACAGUCUUAAAGAAAUUUCUUGAUGAGUUUUUUGACUUCAAUCCAAUAUCACAAGUUGGACUGAUAUUAAUGUCUGAUGGACUCUCCCUCCCUCUCCCCUCUCUCUCCUCAGGUAAUGUCAGUGUUCAUAAAAGAGCUCUUGAUACUGAUGUUGAAUGCAGUGGAGAGUGUUCGUUACAGAAUGCAAUGGAGCUCUCACUUAGAAUGUUAAGACAUAUUCCUACUCAUGCCAGUCGUGAAGUUAUCAUCAUUCAUGGCUCCUUAACCUCUUGCGAUCCUGGGAAUAUAUUUUCAACAAUAAAUGAUUUCAACCAGCAGAACAUUAGAUGCUCAGUAAUUGGCUUAGCUGCCAGUGUCAAGUUAUGUCACACAAUAUGCGAGAGAACUUCUGGUGUGUAUCAAGUUAUACUCGAUGAGGUACACUUUAGAGAUUGCCUAUUGCAGCAUUGCAGACCGCCCGGCGUUAAGGCUUCAACCGAGACUGCUCUAAUUAAAAUGGGUUUCCCUCAACAUAAAACUGUGGCCUCACUAUCAAUUUGUGUGUGUCAUUUGGACUCGAAAUCAAAAGACUGUCUUUCUACAAGCGGCUACAGAUGUCCACAGUGUCAAUCCAAAUAUUGUGAGCUGCCAGUUGAAUGCGUCACAUGUGGAAUCACUUUAGUAUUGGCUCCACAGUUGGCUAGAUCAUAUCAUCAUUUGUUUCCAUUGAAAAUGUUCAUAGAAUCAACGGCCUCCCAGGUCUACGUUUGUCCCUCAUGUAGACACAGUUUCUGUAUAGAUUGUGAUCUCUAUUGUCACGAGACACUCCACAAUUGUCCCGGUUGUGAAAACUCUCUUAGAACACAAUAAUAAUAUUUAUUAUUAUUAUGGUGCAGGAGAGAGAGGAGGAGGAGGAGGGAGAGGUGUACAUAUAUGUGUACAUAGUAACAUUUAAAAUUAUAGUCUAUAGUUACACUAUCCAUUCAUCCGUGUGUACAUAAUUGAUGUAUUGUGUCAAAGACACACACAUUCAACAUUAUUAUGUCAAGAAUGCCUUAUGUGUCCUUGUUAUGAGCCAAUUUCUUAUGUGUGUUAUGUACAUUGUGUGUAUAUAUACGCUUGAUUUUCUGUUCUGAUUGAGUUACUGCUAACUCACUGUGAUUAUUAACCUUUCCUGUUUUUUGUUUGUCCUUUGCAGUAUAAUGACUGGUCAUGUUUUCUUAGUUGAAAUCAUAACCUUCCCUGA
Molecule: messenger RNA, 1590 nt
Organism: Amphimedon queenslandica
Lineage: Eukaryota; Metazoa; Porifera; Demospongiae; Haplosclerida; Niphatidae
Product: general transcription factor IIH subunit 2-like
Exons: 16
Coding region: 93-1214 (373 amino acids)
Biological process (GO): regulation of transcription by RNA polymerase II; nucleotide-excision repair; DNA-templated transcription
Cellular component (GO): transcription factor TFIIH holo complex; transcription factor TFIIH core complex
Molecular function (GO): zinc ion binding
Source: RefSeq, a predicted model, not a curated record